UUAUGUGGCCUUGUCUCGACCGCGGACAGACAGACGCAAGUGGACCGGUGUGAAGCUAAGCUAACUCGUUUUCAUUACCGCCACUCAAUUUUAAAUUUUGCAUCACUUCCAUUUGCAGCACAUGCGUGUAUGUGCUUUCGAAAAAUCGCAGCUACCCGCAAACAUCCAAGAUAUUAGGCUAAAAGGCUUAACAUUAAAUUGAAGCGGCCACGGGAGAAAACCCACACAGGGAGUGGAGAAGAAAAGUCAAGCAUGGCAGAAUUCCUCGAAGACCCGUCGGUUCUUACUAAAGAAAAGCUGAAGAAUGAGCUCGCUGCCAACAACGUGCCACUUCCUGGCGGAGAGCAUAAAAAAGAAGUGUAUGUGCAGCUGUACCUGAAAAACUUAACCGUACUGAACGACAAGAAGAGCCCGCCCACAGACCACUUCUCCAGCGAUGAAGAUCUGCCCGCGCCCGUGGUGUCCAACAAAAGUCGCUCUGGAAGGAAAGCUACCAAAAAGACAGACAAGCCACGCUCUGUGGAAGUUGAGGUGACAGACCUCACAGAUGAAGAUUUAAGACAACAGCUGGCAAAGCAUGGCUUUGAGUCAGGACCCAUUGUUGCCUCAACACGUAGAUUGUAUGAGCAGAAGCUGCAGAAGCUGAUGAACCAGCCUCCACCUGAACCUGAACCCCCUGCACACGUCACAGCUCUCCCCAAGGCAGAUAGUAACCAGAAUGGCAAUACAAAUUCCGACCAGUAUAGUGACAAGGAAGAUGAAGAGAUUGCUGCCCCUGAACCAGAGCCAGUUCCUGUGGUGGAGAAGGCUGUGAGGAGCAGAGGGAAAGCUCCAGUCACUGCCAGGACCAGCAGCAGACGACAAACCAAGCAGGUGGUGGAGGAGGUUACGAUCGAAGAGACUCCAAAGAAGGCCAGCAAGAGCGCUGUUGAAGACAUCCUUGCCAAUGAAAUAAGCACACCAACAGGCAUCAGUGCCACUUGCAGGCGUCCAAUCCGAGGAGCUGCUGGUCGACCUUUAAAACAAAGUGAUUACUGGUUAAAUCAAUCCCGUGUGCAGCACAGCGCCCAAACCGAGAGCCGCUCGCAUAAGGAGUCUCUCGUCCGACCGGGCAGCUCCGGCGGUUCAAGCAAAGCCACGCUCUGUCGGCGCGUCUUGUCCUUGUUGCUCAAGCUGCUCCUCCUUGCUGCGGUGGUUGGUUCUCUGUACUAUGUCUACGAGAACCUGGAUGAAGAUCAGAUCAACACCCUCAAAGGCCUCCGGGACAGUGUCAUCGUCCCAAUCCAGGAGGCUGUGGAAAACACAGCCGCCUACCUGGGCAACAUCACCGUUGGCAGUGCUACUGAGAGCGCUGACGAGUAAAGACCCUCAGCAGUCCCCUGCUAUGCCCAUGCCACCUCCCGCCUGCCACAACACAUCACACCACAACUCAAGCAGACAACGUUGCUCACCUCUUAUCAACUCUUGUCCUACAAGGAAAAAAAGGACCGAUGUAAUUGGAAUGAUGAACUGUCUCUUCUCUGGAUUCCAGCUCUCUACUCUCACCACAUUAGGGAGACGUAACUCAAACAGUAGCUUCUGGAUAACACUGUUUUGUGGCAGUCACAAGAGACUCAUUUUGAUGUUUUAAUCUGUGAAAUGUUUUGUUAUGUCUGUGCGUAUUUAACCCUUGUCUGUAGAAACAAGUGCAAAAUAGAGAGGCUAGUUUAUCCAUGCAUGGUUCUAGUUUUUGAAGGUCAUACUGUAGUUUCUAAUGCUCCGUGCCAGGUGUUUUUCUGAAGGUGAAGUGCCUGGACACUCUUAGCGCCCUCCCAUUUUCCACGCACAAAUCCGCGCGACUACUAAUGCCAGAAUGUCUACAUGUGUUUCUAUACGAAUUUCAGAAUUUGCUCUGUAGCUGUAGACGACUGUAGUUAGAACGAUUCAUUAUUUCUAUGGUGCUCAGGAAGAUUCCGCUCAACCGUUUCUUUGUGGUCUGUGCUGGGAGGAGACACGUGGUCAGGUCACAUCACUGCAUGAGGAAAUUCAGCCCACAUUCAUGUUGAAGUAAAAACGAAACCAUUUCUUUCUUUCUUUUUUUAAUUGUUGAGUGCAACAUUCUUCUGUAAAACUGAUUUGAUUCUGCUUCCUCUACAUUUCAAUAAUAGUUUUUAACUUUUAAUAGACUGACAAUUUUGGCAUCUUUGUUUCAGAAUCCUUGUCAGCAAACAGACAACUUUUUAGUAUCUACUAUUUAUCAGACAAGCACUCCUUGAGGAUGUGAAUAUUGCAGUGUUUAAUCAUACGUUGAUUUUUAAUUUUUAUUGUUUUUCCCCAGUCCUGCCAGUGUGGCCAUAUAAGUUUACAUGCUUUGAGUUUUAGUGCUCUGUUGUGCUUUCUUUUGUUUUUAUUAGAUUUCUGAUCCUUCAGUCCUAAAUGCAGGACUGGCUGGUGAUAUGCACCCACAUUGCCCAUCUCACUGACUGAAUUAGUGUCCGGACAUGGAAGACACAAGAAGAAAGUUUUGAAAAGUUGGGACAUUAAUACGUUUAUUAUCGUAAGAACUCUCGACUGUUUCUGCCUGUGCAAAUUACUAGAGAUGGAGAUGCUGUUGGUCACUGGAUGGGGGGGUGUGAGGGGGAGGGUUUAUGCACUGGAGGUGAUGUCACGAGGAUGGGAACAUUUGUGGGGCAUCAUUGUUUCUAUUUUGAUAUUUUUCUAAAGAGGUGUGUUUAACUUACUAUAUAGCACAUUUUAGAGUUUGAAUCAAGCAUGUAAUCCAUGCGAGUAAUUAGAGUAUCCUAAUCUGAUCGUUCGCCAGGCAGCUCUCCUCACAAUGGACAUAAAUGACAAGGGUUGUGUGGGUAAGGAUUUUUAAUCUGAUUAUUUGUGAUAAUGUAGGCAGUGUAUCAUAAAAUAAACUUGGUUGUUACCAUA
Solea solea (common sole) is the source of this 2916-nucleotide messenger RNA. Its product is annotated as lamina-associated polypeptide 2, isoforms beta/delta/epsilon/gamma-like. The transcript has 7 exons. The coding region runs from base 253 to 1362 and encodes 369 amino acids. Gene Ontology annotation, molecular function: DNA binding. The record is from RefSeq and is a predicted model, not a curated record. Lineage: Eukaryota; Metazoa; Chordata; Actinopteri; Pleuronectiformes; Soleidae.